This is a messenger RNA of Carassius gibelio (silver crucian carp), 1871 nucleotides long. RefSeq lists its product as uncharacterized. The record is from RefSeq and is a predicted model, not a curated record. Bases 261 to 1454 code for a protein of 397 amino acids. Lineage: Eukaryota; Metazoa; Chordata; Actinopteri; Cypriniformes; Cyprinidae. The transcript is spliced from 6 exons.
UGCUCACAACAUGUCUUGACAGAUCCGCCACGAACAUGAGCUCAGGAUUUUAGGAACGGCACUGGAAGUGGAGCAUUUGUCAGAGGCUGAUUGAGAAGCAUAUGUCGGAAUGUGGGCGGCCCCAGAAAGGUGUUUUUAGCUCAACGUGACAAAUCGACCUGCAGGUUUCUAGUCAGUUGUGAGAAAAUCAAGGUGCUUUGAAGAGUUUCAAGUGUUCUAAUUGACUACUGAAAGAAACAGAGCACUGGACAAGAUUAUCAAUGAACCUAUAUAGGAAUUUUGGGAACCUCCUGGAGAGUUGGGCGACCGAAGGCCACCAGGAUUUAUACUUACAGCCUGGACCUGAUGUGGAUAGAUUAGAUUCCAUUUCUAGGGACUACGUCCCACUAUCCAAUAUAAAAUCCGAAUCUGAGGACUCUGGAUUUGAGACGGUUAGUACAACCAGUCCCUGUCAUUCUCACCAGUGUAGUACAUUGAUGUCUGAGGAAUCACAGCCAGUUUUUGGCUCUACAGAGGAUGAGGUUCGACCUUCAUCCCCGUCUCCUUCUAUUUGCUCCUCCUCGUCCUCAAGUGUCGAUCUCAGCUCUGUGGUUCGAAAAACGAAAUGUCUGCUGGUGGAGCAAGCUUUGAGAAGGACAGAAUCGCCCUCAUGGAGAAGACGGCCACAUCAGAUGAAAAGGGGGACCGCUGGGCCAUGGUAUUGCUCUAACACGGCCUCUUUCCCAACCAGACUUCACUCAAACAGCUCCAGGCCACAUCAUCGGUUCGCUUAUCCAAGAAGAACUCAUUCACAACCAUCAGAUCCCAAGAAAGCAGCACUGUACAGAAAACGCCUAAAAUUACACCGACAUGGCCAACCAGUGCACAGAACGUUUGAGCAGCUUGUGGACAGUGAUCAAUACAGGCUGGACAAGCUGUCUCCAGGGUUGCUGUACCUGGAGCAGGUGUGCAAGAUGCUGGAGAACAUUGCAAUGCUACAGCAGCAAAACUACAGCCUGCAGAAAGAGGUGGAGAACCUGAAGAGUCAGCAUGCUGAAAUGGAGUGUUUUCAGUGUGGAAGCUUACAUGAGGAGGAAAUAAGCUAUCCUACCAAGCAAGGUUUACAGAUUCUGGGUCAUAAAGAUCCAGCCAGUGUAUCGACUCACCCCCAAGAACCCAUUGUGUCUCUUCAAAGUUCAGUCUCUGGCACUCAGGCAGCUGCAGACCGUCACAGAAGAGCAGGGUUUGUUCAAGAUGAACCUAUUGCAGAAGUCUUAGUCGAGGAACCUGAUGGUAAAGAUCCUGUAAGUAAACACCACCAGCAAAGGAGCACAAAAAGCGGAGUAGAAUCCAAAAACUUAAAUUCACAUCCUUUAGAAGGCAGGAAACGCAACAGUCUGACAGAGAAAGCAAAAGCUUUCAGCCUGAGAGGAAAACAAGAACACCAAGCUUUUUCAGUAGGAACAGAAGUAUAACGACCCGUCUCUAACAUUAAUGCCACAUUGAUGCCUUGUAAUGGUGGCAUAUGCACACCUCCCAUUUACCUUGGUAUUAUAGCACUUUUGUAUGUAUAGCUUGUUUAAUCAAGUAUUUAAGGCUCACUUAAAUAAAGUACUGAGUAGUACUAAAAGUCUUUAUGUACUUAAUGGAUACUUUGUUUUGGGCAGUGAACUUUAUGCACUGUAUUUGUUAAUAUUGUAUUGUAUUUGCAAUGUAAAUUACUGUCAGUGUCAAGUUUUCAUUACCAGAUCCAUUCAUUGUAUGAUAGUUAUUUUCUCUUUUAUCAUGAUCUCUGUCUGUAAACCUUUGCUGCUAAAAGAAUUCCUUAUUUUGUAAUAGUUAGGUGAUUUCAUAACAAAUUGUUUAAUAUAAUAAAAUAUAUAUACACCACA